UUGCGCCUCUUAUCUUGUUUUUGAAAAAUAAAGGUCACUGUUUUACGCGUGUGCGAUAUGUCUAUCGUGCUGAAACACAUUGCUUGAGUGCAGACGAUGUGUUGAAAUGUUAGGGAACGCUGCAUAAAAGGUUCGUCAAAAGAACUUCAUCAGCCAAGGGAAUGCCACAGUCUUCGGGGAAGAAAACAUGGCUACAUCUGGAGAGAGCUUAAAGAUCUACUAUGACUGCAAAGUAAGAAAGCACAGAUGGUCCUAUGAUGACUCAACAAUGGAUGACAAGGAAAACACAAGAACACCUUUUUAAGACGAGGUCCACUUUUGAGAACUUUGACUCGAAAUCAUAGUGCUUUAUUUGUGGCGAAAAGUGCAGCCGUCAUAGAGACAAUACAUCAAGAGAUUUUAGCAGAAGUUGGUCCCUAGGGCCAAACAAAAAAAGUGUGUGUUUCGGGAAACGGCUGAAAAAAAAUUAGAAAAAACUUCGUGAGCUUAUAACCAUUCCACACACACUGGACUCGUAAACAUGGCAUCUUCGAGCGGAGGGCCAAGGAAAAGAAGGCCGGACUUCUCCUGUAUGGAGCAGCCGCCACUUAUUAAACAGCUCAGAGGCAUUCUUUCGGAAUACCCGGACGGCGGACAGAUUCUUAAAGAAUUGAUGCAAAAUGCCGACGAUGCGGGUGCGUCGGAGUUGAAGAUCAUGCUGGAAAGCAGGAGGAUUAACAGAAAUUUGACGGACGAAUCUCCAGAGUAUACGAAAUUCUUUCAGGCGCCAGCCCUGUGUAUCUUCAACGACGCCGAGUUCACAGAAGAAGACUGGAGAGGAAUUCGAAUGAUUUACAGCAGCGUCAAGGAAGAAGACAGUCUCAAAGUUGGACGAUUUGGAUUAGGAUUCAAAUCUGUUUUCCAUAUGACAGACUACCCGUGUGUAAUAAGUGGUGACACAAUGCUUCUUAUCGAUCCUCACAGACCUGCCCAUGAGGUAAAUGCAAAAUUGAAGAUAAAUGAAAUACAUGAAAUUGAAGGCAUGGAAACGAGCGACUUGUUACGUGCGAUUGGAGGAAAAUACGGAUUCGAUAAAUCCGUUGUAGAUAAAGGAUACUUUCGCGGAACUAUGUUUUGGUUUCCGCUUAGGGAAAAGGCCUCGCAAAUCUCAGAGGAUGUUUAUGAUGUCGGUAAAGUCGAAAAGUUGUUCGGUAGUCUUAGUGCUGAAUCAUCAAGCAUUCUUAUCUUCCUUAAAUCACUCGUCCGUUUACAGCUGUUAAAAAUGUCACAGUCAGGAAACGAAGAACACGUCCUACGAGUACACAUUCAAAAUGAGAAAGAAAUACAGACAAGCAGACAGUCUUUUUUCUCUUGUGUAAAGAGUGCAUCGUCUAAGCAAGCUGUGUCAUGUGUUUUUACAAUGACGAUAAAAGAAGAAACAGCUACAGUCACAUCGAAGUUAACAAAGUGGCUUGUUGUCAACUAUUGCAUAGUACAUAAUGCGACAAAUGAUUUUAAAAGGCUAAUUCAGAGCCCGAAGUUAGGUUUGAGUCCAUGUGUAGGUGUCGCCGCGAAGAUAGAGCCAUUCUCUGCGGUUGAUGGACACAUAUUUUGCUUUUUACCGCUUCCAAAAGAAGGAUCGAAACUUACAGGCUUACCCUUUCAUGUCAAUGGUUUCUUUGCACUUAGCCAGAACAGACACCAUUUGAAGUGGGAAACUGACGAUCAGGAUCACCAAUACGUUAGUGAUGAGAUUCUUUGGAAUAAGAAACUAUUGACUGAGGCACUGCCUUUAGCAUUCCAGAAGGCACUCGAUACAUCCAUAAGCAAUGCGGAUACGUAUGGAAACAAGGCGUCAUUGGUCGAUGGAGUUUAUUUGUGGAUUCCCAAUUUGGAAACAGUUCUUGAUAAAUGGAAUCUUUUUUUUAUGACCGCAUUACAGUUGUUUGAGGACAAAAAUAUUGUGUUUUGUGAACACUUUAAUUCUUGGAAACGUGUUUCGGACGCGGUUUUUACCACGUUUUCAAAUCUUCCUCACAAAUUUGAGUUCGUCAAGGCACCGGUGCGAAAGGCAAUCGGUUCUUGCGGACAGUUCCCAGUUGUUGUACCAGAGCACGUAUUCCUUACCUUGAAUUUGUUGUUUGGACGACAAAUCAUUGACAUAUCGCCAUUGAAUUUCGCUGAUAUCUUGCGGAACAAUGCGACUUACAAAAACAUGACAGAUAAAGAUAAACAAGCUCUCGUUGCGUAUCUUACAAGUGAAAGAAACAUUCAUACAUUGGAAGGUCUUGAUCUUUUAUUGUUGGCGUCGGGAGAAUGGGGCACCUUCAAACAUAAUGGAAGUACUAAAUACAUUUGUUCUGAGAUUGAAGUAAACAUGUUUCAAGGCAGUGAAAGAAUUUUCAUCAUGCCGUAUGCAAGACUGGACCAAUGUACAAAGGAAGCAAUGCACCUCAUAUGCGAACAAAAACACUACCCUAUUCGGGAUUUAGAUGACGCCAUUUUGAAACAAUUGCUGCUACAAACGCUCCAGUCACAUUUGGGACCAUCAUUGAUUAUGACUGAGAGGUCAAAUCUGACAAUGAAAUGGCUUAGACUUGUUUGGUGUUCUAUAUCCAACCGUGGAAUCCGUAAGUUUUUAGAUGUUCCAAUCUUUCCAGUUCUGGAAGCCGGAUCCUUUGAUUCAAAAUAUAACAUAAAACUUGUCCCUCUGCACAAGUCUGAUUUACUUUUGAAGACUGACCAAACUGGCAAUAGAAUCAAAUGCUUGGAUAAUGACGUUGAACGAAGCUUAUGCUUGCUUGGAAUUACAGUUAUAACUCAGUUGCCAAGUUGGUUAUCGUGUGAAAUGAUAAAAGAGUUCGUUGUGCGUCCAACGAUAGAAGAUGUAAAACAGCUAUUGCAAAGGAAAGCAAGAUCCAUUGACCAGCAAACGAUAGACUCGUUUAACAAAAAAGCUACGAUGUCAAACAGAUCUCAAUUUCUUGACUUCUUGUCACAGUUUGGCUCAUUCGACGACGAUUUGGUUUAUUUAUUACGAAAACUAUUGUUGUUUAGAUCUAUCAAAGAAUUAGACAAAUGUGUUUUCGUUGAUUCCCACACACAUUUUGUAAAAGAAUCUGAAAAAGACAAGUUCCCUAAGGAAAUUGAAUAUCCUGAUAAUUGUAUCAUAGUUAGAGGAAAGGAAGAGGUCAUAGUCAAACAACUAGAUUGUACGAAACUGACUUUGCACGAAUUUAUGCGCGUGAAACUAGCAGACCCCGAGUUUAACAUGUCAAAGAAAGAAAAUAAAUAUGUUAUGGUAUUCUUUCUAACCCGUAUUCAACAAUUUUCUUCCCUGAUUGAACCUGUCUCCGAAAUGCGAUUCAUGAAAGACACUGCUGGGCAAUUAGUUAAACCGUCAGAAAUUUUUGACCCAUUUGACAAAUUUCUUUGUCGUUUGUUCAACGGAGAACAUGUUUUUCCGGUAGCUACAUACGAAUUGCGAUCACACAGAGCUGCAUUCAUCAAACUUGGAAUGAAAGGAGUUGACAAAAUACUGCCUGAAAAUAUCUACGACGUUGCAAAAACCAUUGACGCUAUGUCCAAACUCGACUAUAACAUGUGUGAUAAAGCAAAAGCUCUUCAAGAAUACAUCGAACACAAUCCAGGUGUACUCAGGAAAACACUAUGGUCAGGUAAACAUCUAGGGAAUGAAAUAAAAGACCUGUCAUGCUUUGUAUACUGCUCUUCAGAAGAGUGUGAAUGGAACAAUCGUUUCCCGCAGCUUCUCAAGUGGUUUUCUACUAAGAGUAGUGUAUGUUGCCCAGGAGAUAUGAAAGAAAUAAAAUUUUGGCAACUGGUGUGUUCCUCAGUGCCGCUGAUAAAAACGCGUUCUACAGAAGUGUCGUUGUUCUAUGAUUGGAAUACAUCCCCUUCUACUGAAAAAAUUCUUCUCCAUUUGAAAAGCAUUCAGCAGUAUUCCAUAUCAACAGACAUGACGCUAGAAUUGUUGACAGUUAUCAAAACAAUCUAUCAAGCUUUGUCUAAGCAAUCAACUCCAAUAGUAAAAGAAGCAUUAGUUUCUAAUGCACUUGUUUGGACAUCUGAUAACAAUUUUCAUGCCCCUUCUAAAGUUAUCAUGCAAAAGAAUGAUGAUGAUAUACAAUUAAAACCAUACAUGUAUUUCCUUUCACAAGAACUUGGAUCAAACGUUUGCAAAGAAUUGAAAACGUUUUUCACCUGGUUAGGAUGUCACUCACGACAGGAUGAAAACGUUCUUGUACGCGUAUUGCAUGAUCUAAAAAAUAAAUAUUUAAACAGCAAGGUCAGCGAAGCUGAAAUUAAGACAGAUUUGAAAUGUGCGCAGAUGAUUUUAGAAAGGUUAGCAGAAGCCAACAUUGACUUAUCUUGGGCAUCGGAUAACAUAUUAAUGGUUGUACAAUCAAACUCAGACCAAACGAUUAAAUUUGCAAGAUUGUCGGAAUGUGUGUAUGAUGACGACCCGACAGGGUUUAACGAUGUUGUCGAUGGUGAAAAUAUUUGCUAUGUGCAUGCGCAAAUACCAUUACGUACCGCAGAAAAGCUUGGCGUGAAGUCUGUCACUCGACAUGCACUAGCAGAGGCACAGGAUUUUGAUCAUUGGGGCCAACAUGAAAGUUUUACUACACGUUUGCGAUCACUUCUUCGUGAUGGAUAUACAGACGGUCUUUCUGUGCCUAAAGAAUUGUUGCAAAAUGCAGAUGAUGCGGGUGCUACAGAAAUUUGUUUCGUGUAUGAUGAGCGAAAACAUUCAGAUUCCCGGGAUAGAUUACUUAGCAAAAGUCUCUCCGACUUUCAAGGUAGUGCCUUGUGGUGUUAUAACAAUAAAGUCUUUUCCGAAAAAGAUCUCCGGAAUAUCAUUAAGUUUAACAAUUCUGCUAAAUCUGAAGACGUAACAACAAUUGGUAAAUUUGGGCUUGGUUUUAAUGCUGUCUACAACAUAACUGACAUUCCAAGCUUUAUAUCCGGUGCGGACAUGGUGAUUUUCGAUCCGCACGAAAAAUACCUUGAUGAUAAUAGUACUUUGAAACGUUCUAAUGGGAAAAGAAUACCUUUAUCAAAACGAACUUUGGUUAAACGACACAUCGAUCAAUUCAAGCCAUUUCAGGGUAUGUUCGGUUGCAAUGUGUUAGAUGAUCCUUUUGAACCAUAUCAAGGAACAUUGUUUCGAUUUCCACUUCGAACAGCUCAAGAAGCAGACCAGAGUGAAAUUUGUAAAACAGUAUAUUCGCACAGUGAAGUUCAAUCUUUAUUAGUGAUGUUAAUGAAAUCGGCGGACAAAUUAUUACUAUUUUGUCAAAACGUAUUGUCAUUAAAACUUUUCCACAUAUCGGCUAAUGCUACGUCAUCAACUGAAAUGAAGACUGUUUAUAUGGCACAGAAGGACUCCUUUAGGCAUUCUGGUAAAUGCUGCACUAGACUUGAGACUGGUAUUCUGAAAAAGGUUGCAUCAGUCCAUGAAAAUCAAUGUGAUUUCGGCAUGGAAGAGCAUCAUACUAUUAAGAUUAGACAGACUUUUUAUGAACACGCUUCGUUAUUUCCUAAUCGAAUUUACUCAGGAGCCGAUCUAAACGUUACGUGGCUUGUAACAUGGGUAUCAAAAAAUGGACCAAAACAGUUAAAACACGUGGACGCAGUUCCUCUUGUUGCUGUUGCAACACUGUGUAAAACGGAACAUGAUUGGGCAUGUCAACCAUUGGAAACACUGACUAAGGGAAACUAUGAUACAGGCCAUAUGUUUUGUUUCCUUCCGUUGCCAAUUAAAACUGGAUUGUCGUUUCAUAUCAAUGGUUGUUUUAGAGUUUCAGAUGAUAGGCAGAGACUUACCCUACUGAAUGAAGAUGACAAAACGAGCGGAUCGAAGUUUAUUUUUCAUGCUUGGAAUAUAUUUCUUCUUCAGGAUCCUUUAGUAACAGCACUCCUGAGUCAUAUUCAGAUAACGAAUCGUUUUUGUCAAAGGAACGAAGAUGCAUAUCGUGCAUGGCCUCAUAAUUUCAAUCCGGAUGUGUUGCCCUUUGUUGCAAGCUUGUACAGAGCUGUUAUAGAUCAGAAUAAACCAGUGUUCAGAGACCAAAGUAACAACAUGCCAUUCAGUAAAAUUCUGAUUCUUGAAAAAAAGAUUUUCACUACGCAUGUUCAUGCAUUUUUUGACUUUUUGUUGAAUGUACCAUUUGGAAUAGAUAGGACCGUUGUUUAUGUUCCUGACUUUGUCUGUAGUAAUCUGCGUUUAUUUAACAAAGACAAAGCCCCCAUUGUCGAGCGUGCAUUUAUUUCCAAGACCGACGCAUUAGUCCACUUCCUUCAUCACAUCAGUGAUCCAUAUUGGACGAAUAAAGAAACUGUUCGCAACAACUUGCUCGCCUGGACAAUAAUGGAAGCCGAUGAAAAGGUGCGCAAGUUUGGAAGAUUUAUCAAAAAAAUGUUUGAAGUGUACUAGAAUUCGUAUGGGACAUUUGCUGAAAUAUUUGGCGGAAUCCGACAUUCCUAAAGCAACGUUUGACAAGCUCCAACACUGUAGAAUUCUACCCGUUUUACAAAAACCUUUUGAAUGGAGUUUCACUUGGGAAGCCGACACGAAUGUA
This is a messenger RNA of Dreissena polymorpha, 6581 nucleotides long. RefSeq names its product sacsin-like. Lineage: Eukaryota; Metazoa; Mollusca; Bivalvia; Myida; Dreissenidae. The transcript has 10 exons. The coding region runs from base 521 to 6436 and encodes 1971 amino acids. The record is from RefSeq and is a predicted model, not a curated record. Gene Ontology annotation, molecular function: Hsp70 protein binding.